Messenger RNA from Nothobranchius furzeri (turquoise killifish), 6799 nucleotides. Its product is annotated as E3 ubiquitin-protein ligase TRIM39. The record is from RefSeq and is a predicted model, not a curated record. Gene Ontology annotation, molecular function: protein binding; ubiquitin-protein transferase activity; zinc ion binding. Gene Ontology annotation, biological process: protein ubiquitination. NCBI's taxonomy places the organism in Eukaryota, Metazoa, Chordata, Actinopteri, Cyprinodontiformes, Nothobranchiidae.
AGACGUAAAUCGGCGGUCUCCAGCUCUGCAACUGUACCUUUGUCUUCGGCGAAUCGGCCCGGCCGAAAACGGUUUAUGAUUGGUCAGUCCUCGUGCACAUGUGCAGAUUAUCGUUCUCUUUCCUUACUCCCGGAAGAACGGUUCAGAGUGCAAAUGGUUUCUUUGUUGCUAAUCUGUAGGGAAUAUCUACAUGAAAGUUCUACAGAAAGUAGCAACGGGUCCUGAGAAAUGUCGCUAAGUUUGUCGCUAGGCGCUUUUUGGAAAAAAAAGUCGUUAGGAACAGUGACAAAGUCGCUGAGUUGGCAACACUGGUCACUUUCCAGAAGUGAAACAGAAACUGACCCAGAGCUGCAGUCGAGACCAACUUGUGUGUUUGUGUCUGAAGGAGGACUAAACUGAGUUGAUCUUUUCUUCUCCGACAACUGACUCAGAUAUCGAGUUCAGACAUGUCCGCUGGCAGAGGCCUGAGAUCUGAGGAUCCGUUUCUAUGCUCCAUCUGUCUGGAUGUGUUCACUGAUCCAGUCAGCACACCAUGUGGACACAACUUCUGUAAGACCUGCAUCGCCACACACUGGGAUGGCGACAGGAGCUGCCAGUGUCCCGUCUGUAAAAAGGUGUUGAAAACCAGACCUGAACUGGAAGUCAACACCUUCAUCAGAGAGAUGGUUGAUCAGUUCAGACACGAAGCUGAGCAGAAAACCAGCAGCAGCUCAGAGCAACAAGCUGCCAAACCAGGAGAAGUUCCCUGUGACGUCUGCACUGGAACCAGACUGAAGGCCCUGAAGUCCUGCCUGGUGUGUCUGCUCUCCUACUGUGAGACUCACCUGGAGCCUCACCUGACAGCUUCAUAUGUGAAAAGUCACCAGCUGGUGGAUCCUGUGGAGAACCUGGAGGACAGGAUGUGUCAGAAGCACGAUAAACCUCUGGAGCUGUUCUGUAGAACCGACCAGACGUGUGUCUGCUCACUCUGUCCUGUUUUAGACCACCAGACUCAUGUGCUUGUUUCUCUGAGAGAAGCAUGUGAAGGCAAGAAGGCAGAGCUGGAGAAGACAGAGGCUGGAGUUCAGCAGAAGAUCCAGAACAGACGACUGAAGAUUCAGGAGAUCAAAGAGUCGCUGAAGAUCAGUAAAGAUGCUGCAGACAGACAGAAAGCAGAAGGUGUUCAGGUCUUCACUGACCUGAAGGAGUCUGUUGAGAGAAGCCUGAAGGAGCUCAUAAAGGAGAUCGAAGACAAUCAGAAAACUACAGAGAAACAGGCUGAAGGCUUCAUCAAAGAUCUGGAACAGGAGAUCUCUGAGCUGAUGAAGAGGAGCUCUGAGGUGAAGCAGCUCUCAUGCUCUGAAGACCACCUCCACCUCCUCCAGAACUUCAGCUCCCUGAAAGCUGCUCCACCCACCAAGGACUGGACAGAGGUCAGAGUUCAUCCUCCAUCAGAUGAGAGGACUGUAGUGAGAGCUGUGGAGCAGCUGGAGGAGAAACUCAGGAAGAAGAUGAAGGACCUGAUGGAGGCUGAGCUGAAGAAGAUCCAGAAGUCUGCAGUAGAUGUGACUCUUGAUCCUGAUACGGCACAUCCUCUCCUCUUCCUGUCUGCUGAUGGAAAACAAGUUCACUGUGGUGAUGUGAGGAAGGAUCUUCCAGACAACCCGGAGAGAUUUUCUCUAUGUGCGUGUGUUUUAGCGAAACAGAGUUUCUCCUCAGGCAGAUUUUACAUUGAGGUUCAGGUUAAAGGAAAAAGUAUGUGGGCUUUAGGAGUGGCCAGAAGGUCCAUCAACAGGAAGGGAAUAAUCACACUGAGUCCUAAAAAUGGUUACUGGACCAUUGGUUUGAGAAAUGGAAAUCAGUACAAAGCUAGUGCUGGUCCUUCAGUAGAUCUCCAUGUUGAUUCUGGUCCUGAGAAGGUGGGGGUGUUUGUGGAUUAUGAGGAGGGUCUGGUCUCCUUUUAUGACGUAGGAGCUGCAGCUCUGAUCUACUCCUUUAUUGGCUGCUGCUUCUCUGAUAAACUCCACCCGUUCUUCAGUCCUUGUUUUAAUGUUAGAGGUAAAAACUCAGCUCCUCUGAUCGUCUGUCCUGUUGAUCCAUCAGUCUGAUCUUUUCUAUCAUGAAGCUCCGUCAUAGGCGUCAUUUUAACCGGGGACAUGUCCCCGGCAAAAUUUGUGAUUGGCAGCUGUGUUCCCCCCCCCCACUUUCAAAGAAGCCUGCUGAUGAGGAUUUUUGUUUUACCAGCUCAGAUCUUAUACCAGGGGUCGGCAACCUGUUCCCAUCAAAGAGUCAUUAUUACCCGUUUCCCACAGUAAAGAAAACACCGCAGCAGCCGCGGCGUUGUGGGCGGGGCCUACCCUCAGACAGCAGAGAGCUGCUCACGACAGGUGACAGCAGCCGGUACCGGUCGCUCGCAUGGGCGUCGCACCCGUGGGGGAUUCAACACCCACACUUUUCCUUUUGUUUUGCUCACCUCCACACCAGUCUGGUUUCUUUACGUUGCACUCACUCUGUUUGCCUCAUCUCCUUCUUCACCUCCCGCUUCUGACAGCCGAUGUCGGGUUUCCAGGAGAGCAGGAGAGGGAGGGACGGAAGAGCUCGACUGAAUAAUUUUACAUCUUGACAUUAGCUGUACAAAGUCUGAGUUUGAUAACGUGAAGAACAACAAUUUGCAGAGGUUUAUAACAGGCGCGGCGCCAGGUUUUCAUUUUUGGGUGGGCCACGGUAAUUUUGGACGGACCUUAAUAAGCAGUGACUUAAGUGAAGCAGGCAGGUCGCGCUAGAAAAUUUCGUUUAAAAAGACGUCAUAAAUGUGUUCCCCCGUCAUUUUUAUUUCUAAAAUAUGAAGUAAAAACUCACAAUUUAAUUUUCAUUCAUUUGUCAUUAAUAUGUAGUCUACACCCGUGCGUUAAGUGGACCAUCUUCCAGUAAACGCAAAGCAUCCAGCCCACCUCUCCAAAUGCGUAAAAUGUGCAUCAGCCGCUAGUUAGGCGCGCCGCGCGCACCGUCAGCUACGUCAGCCCAGACAAGAGCAGAGCAACUAGACAGAAUAGAGGAUAAUUGUGUCUGGAUGUGGAUGGAGAUUACAUUUUACAGCAGCCUGAUCAUCAUUUAAAUACAUAAACCAUCACCUGGCUUCUAGUCCACGCUAUCAGCAUUAUUUUAAUUGGUCUGUGUGUGUGUGUGUGUGUGUGUGUGUGUGUGUGUGUGUGUGUGUGUGUGUGUGUGUGUGUGUGUGUGUUUUCCACUUCAAACACUGCUCUAACCAACCAGACCAGCAUGUCCAGUAACAUAUUAAUGUUUCACUUCAUGUAGGCUAGGAACGUUUCACCUGCCGUGGCCCGACCGCUUCUGCUCCACAUGAACUUUGUGCGUGAUCAAAUGUCUCUACAGGUGCUUUCUGAGCUGAAGAGGCUAUUCUGCCUCAGACUGGAUGCGUCAUGCGUCUCCAUAUUAGAGACGGGAACAAGCGCUGUUCAGCCAAAGUUUCAUAAUCUGAGAACAUUUUUCCAAGUGACACAUCCCUCAGAGAGACGGGAUUUCCAGACCGUUCCAGUGGGAGGAAAUCUUACCGCAUCGCUGUGGUUCUGUGCUGCGAACCCCUCUGCAGAUCUUCAGCCCACUGUCCACCGUGUUUGCUCCGAUCCGCGCUGAACACAGUAUCCAGUAUAAAGCUCUGAUGUUCUGAUGGGAACCAUUUCUUGAUUUAGUUACCUCUGCGAUGUGCGUAACGAUUAAAAUGUCAGCUCAUCUGUGUGCGCAUCAGUGUGCGUCGGGGUAAUUCUUUCAAGACAACCAACAUCCUUGAGUUUAUCCGUCAAAAUAAACAGUCAAAUGGAAAUAUCUGUAACCUGCCAUUUAACUGUUUUGCCUUCUUGUGAAGAUUGUUGCAAAGAGAAACAACUAAACCUGAUUAACCCCAGAGCCACGCGUAUAAGCUGCACUUCUGACUGUAAAUGAGGGGAAACGAUUUAAUCGGAUCCUUUUCUCUUCAACAUGGUUUAAUGUAAAGUUUCAUUCAGUACAAACUUUAGUUACACCGAUCUAACGAGACAGAGCCUGGAUUUGUAUUCUGAACAGUUUAAACAUGUUUAAAACGGAGACGUGCGUGACGCGUCUAAAAUUCGCACCUGCUCCGCUAUUAUGGAAAUUAAACUAACAAGAUGAAUAACAUGAACUUAUUUUAGGCACAGACAACAUCCCCCACACUUUUGAAAAGUUUGCAAUGCGCCUGGUUGCUCGUGUACGUCAAAGUUAUCUUUCAUAAGAAGAUAAUCAAUAAAACAAUUUAUAUAAAAUGGAUCCAGAAGUUGUAGCCCGUCUCUGCCUACAAUAUUUUGAUAUUUUUCACCCUGUUGGUGGUUUUACUGAGCAGGUGCCACUUUUGUCAUACAUUUCUUUUUAAAACGCUGCGAGCACAAGCGUGACGCGUCAACCCGGUCUCACAGUAAGACCGGGUUGGACCUGUUCAGGUUUACGCAGACAAUCUUUACAUUUAGAAUUAGCUUACAGAUGUAAAAUUAAUGCAGUAAAAUAUAAAUCAUUUUAUUUAAAUAUCCAUUAAUUAUUUUACAAGCACAGAGAGCCGCAUCAGAUGGAUGGAAGAGCCGCAUGCGGCUCCAGAGCCGCGGAUUGCCGACCCCUGUGCUAGCCAACUUUAUUGUCCCCAGCAAUUUUUAAACCCCACUCAAGUGUGUGGUUAUUGUCCCCAGCUAUUCUGAAAACAAACUGACGCCCUUGAGCUCCGUGAACAAAGAGUCUGUUCAAAGUUCUGAUCUGAGAGACUCUGUAAGGCAAGGCAAUUCUUUUUGUAAAGCACAUUUCAAACACACAGUUAAGUGCUUUACAGAAGCAAGAACAGCAAACACAAUAAACCAAACAAAGACAUGUAGAUAUUAAUUUUUGAUUCAACAAACAGAUGAUGUUCCAUAUAAAUAUGAAAUAUCAAUCUGGUUGGUCUUUGAAUGUUUAAUCAGAAGACUUUAGAUAAUUUUACUUAUUCAGGGAACAUGCACACUUCAUAUUAAUUCAGAAAGAGUCAAGUUUAUAGUUUAUAAAAAUGAAUUCAUUUCUAUUUCCCUAAUCUAAUGAUUAUACAAGACGAGGUAUGAAUGAAAUGAUGGAAUGGAAGCUAGAUGUUUUAGCGAAACCUGUUUUAAGUAUCUGAGAAAGAUUGUGGAAUCUGGGUUGUAAAAUCAAGUUGACUGUAUAGUUUGAUAAACUAAAUAAAAACACCAUUCGAUGCCAGUGUGCAGAGUCCACGAUACCCUUGUAUGUGUGCACUCCCGGCUGUCCGGAGGAAAGGCAGCCCGAGUGGUGAGUUCACCAGACGUCGAGACCACAAGAACCCAAAGAUCCGUAGCUCUCCUUGAAUUCAGCUUUCACUGGCCAUGAGAUGUGUUGGAUAAAUUAUGGAUACAUUAUUAUUUUAAACGAAAGCUUCAUUCAGCUAAAUUUUCCCUGGCAACAGACAGGCGUUUGACCUUGCCUCUUCCCAGUCCUGGCUUAUCAGUAGGAACGCCCUGUGCCAGCGCCUGGGUGUCUCCCUUUCUAGAGUCUAAAGGAAUGUGUAAAUGUGUGUGCGUUUUAUCAUUUUUGUGUGUCCUUAAUAAAUACUCUUGGAGGGCUUUGUCUGACGAGAGCGAAUUGACUACUGACUCGUGUGUUUCAUUGAUCUCUCUCCACUUUGCAAAGUCUAAAUUGUUUGGUUAUUGGUAAAGAUUGGUAUGGGUUAAAUCGAUCAGCUUGUUAAUACAACCCCUGCGUGUUGAGCUUUCCCUUCAGGUAACCCUGGAUGGGAAAAUUAAAAUACCUAUCAUUUUGGUGCCGUGACCCGGAUUCAGUUCGGCCGCUGAGGGUUAGUCUCCGGGGGUCCGCCUCCUGCUUCGGUCCGAGGGGCUGGACUUGCUUCUCGGCCAGCUGGAUGGCUCCGUGGGACUCCUCCCUCUGGGUGUCUCGCACGCGUCGGACUUCGGGGUGACUCCGCCGCGCAGGGGGGAUUGGGAUUGGAUUGGAGGAGUGAGUGAGUACCUCUUAUUUGCAUUCUUGCAUAUAUAAAGCUGGUUGACGUGACAGUGUGUUUUACGUGUGUCUGCACUUCCGAACGCGGGAAACGUCCCAUGUUUUAGCAAGGAGCUUGAAUCUGGUUCGGGUGAAAUGGCGUUGAAAUAGUCGAAACCGGGAGCCGCUAACUCGUGCCCUAGGUUCAGCUGCUCUGACAAGGCAGAUUCCCGAUGAAAAGUUGAAAUAUGCAGAAAGGCUGGUCAGAAAUGCCGCUGGAAAGGUUUUAAUUAGGUCUGUGUCGCAGGAGACACAGUCCGCCCCGCUGUGAGAUGUCAUUGUGGGUCGUAAUACUAUCGGAACUGCAGACAACUGGUAAAUAAGAGAUUAACUAAACAAGCGCUGCGUUAAAGUGGCCACAAUAUCUUUGCACAACCAACCACUGGGUUGGCAAUGUUUAUAGAAGUUCGUCAUAAACUCCAGUAAACACACUGUCACUCUGAUACGUUUGGCUCCUCUUGUAAUCACAUUGUCGUGUGGAUUGUUUAACGGUUUCCUAUUGCUGCUGAGGUACAAACAUUUGGACACCGCUGCUUUUGGCUUAAAACCUCAAGUCAAACUAAACAUCAUGGUUUGUGUGCUCCUCAUCGGUUUUUGGUGUUGUGUCUGUUGUUUCCGUCCGCCGCUUUAUGAUCAUUGUUGUUUGUGUGGCUUUGUGGGUUUUAAUUGUGCCGGAGCUCUGUGCUGAAGAGCUUUGGCUGUCCUUUGAUCCAUCUGGGUGUGUGAAAACUGGCCAGUUGUGCCUGGUUCGGUUUCGUGU